Messenger RNA from Rana temporaria (common frog), 3457 nucleotides. It is a transcript of the gene ITPRID1, whose product is annotated as ITPR interacting domain containing 1. Gene Ontology annotation, molecular function: signaling receptor binding. NCBI's taxonomy places the organism in Eukaryota, Metazoa, Chordata, Amphibia, Anura, Ranidae. The transcript is spliced from 15 exons. The record is from RefSeq and is a predicted model, not a curated record. Bases 400 to 3195 code for a protein of 931 amino acids.
UUGGCUUGCCAAUAUGUGGGAAAAGAGAAAUACACGUUUAGAAAAGGUGAAUAAAGUAGCUGACCCUAAUAAUCUGCGUUUCCUCCUCUUUAACAACAAAUGGGUUAUGCUCUCUUUGCAUAGCCCGUGUCUUAUGACACUCUGGCUGUGAGAUAAAUGUUUUUAAUUGUAUAAAUGAAAAAUAAACAAGGAGGAUGUAUUAUGGUGUAAGCAAUGCAAAAGGAGCCUAGUGACGUGACGUCUUUCGUUUUAACAUCAAUUCUUGUUAACUUACAUCAGAAGAGUAACUUUGGAUGCUUACAGGACUAUAGCAUGACAUGGCUUCAGGGUCUCUUUGUCAUGGGUUAGGACAACCCUUCGGGAUCAAUAGAAGAAAUUCUUACUUUACUGUGAAAAAGUAUGGACUUUGUUGAACACAGCUGCUCAAGAGAAACAAAAAGCUUAUCUGGAACACAGUGCAUGAACCAGACAGGGUUAACUACAGAUAAUAUCAGUCAAAACUAUUCUGAGAAAGGCUUGGCGUGCAAAAUGGGGAUGACCAAACUAUCUGUCAAGGAUUAUAUGAGCUCUCUGCAUUUAUAUAUGGAAGCACCUCCCACAGCCAAAUGGGAUGGAGGUGAAAAACCUGCUACAUCCGCUCCUACAAGUAUCUCGGAAAUGAUUAAACUUUGUGAAGCUGACCCAGUUGAACUCCUUAUAGAUCUGGGAUUUGGCAUUGAUGAACCCGACAUCUGUACUAAAAUUCCCUCCCGCUUUAUCAUGACACCUUCUGAAGCUAAAGGAAUUAACACCCGUGUCUUCUUAGAGGCCCAAAAAAGACGGAUGGAAAUUGAGAGCCCUAAUUUAUGUGGUCGAUUCCGUCAGCUGGAAGUUCUAGAUCAAGUGACAACUGCAUUUUCAUCUUUGCUUAAAGAUGUUCAUAAAGAUGAAGAAAAGAAUGUGAAAAAAUCGACACUAUCCACGGAAAAACGAAAGCGAAUACGACAGCUUCUCUGGAAGUUUACCAGGCAGAUGAAAAUAGUUGAUGAGAAUCCAAUCCCUUGUAUGGUUAGCGAUGGACCAAUUGAGAAGCAAGACCAUUGUGAGCCAUUAAAAGAUACAGCAAAUCUAAAUGAUUUUAGCAAAAGAAGUCACAGAACAGAUAAGGAAAAUGCAGAGGAUUUAUCAAAAGAACAACUUCCAACCACAGACAAUGAAAAUGUCAGUCCUUUAAGGCCAGAAGCCUUGAGUGCACUGUCUGCACCUGUAAAACCAUACAAUAUUAGUGAAAUGGCUGGCAAAAUCAGAUCAUUGAGAGGCUCUAAAGUCCUUUCUAAAACAUUCAGAAAAGCAUCUGUCCAAAACAGACUCCAACCACCAGAUUCAUUUGAAUUGGAAGAGGUGCAGAGUUUUGAAGAGGACUACCCAAGGGCACUCAGUCAGGACAGAAUUUCAGAAAUAACACGAACAAACAGCUGCCAGUCUGACAGCAGUGGUUUUCAAGAGGAUCCUCCUGAACCUUUACCCUUAAAGAAUCUGCAUGGAAGUUCAGACAGCUUGGAUAGCCAGGUGACUCUCCAUGGGAAGAGCAGUUCUUCGGAAUUUCCAGAUAUCAGCGAAGAAUAUGAUGAUGUUCAAGACUUUACUGAUCCCCUGGUGACUGGGAAUGCUACAGUAACUUCUGCAAGUCAAAGCCCUCCGACAGACAAACAUUUAUACAAAUCACUAUCAAUGACUACAGAAAAUAGUGAUGACCUUUUCCAGAGUUUUGAAAGUCAUGGCGACAAUAUGAAGGGAAUGUACAAGCAGAUAUCAAUAUUAGAAGAUCCUGAGAAGGAACUGGAGGAAAUUACUAAUGGUGUAAGUUACUUUCAGGAUGGUGAACAAGAGGACCAGAUGGAUAACAGACAAACACAAACCCCGCUGUCCUCGGAAAUGGAAUAUCCAGUUUAUGUCACACAUUACUUAAGUGACAUCAGGAAAACCAAUCGUGAAUUCUCUAGUGAGACAAGUGAUGACCAAGACUGUUUUGGGGGACAUGUAAGUCAUCCUCAAGUUAAAAGUGAUAGUGAGAGUAAUUCAUUUGCAGAUGAUGAGUGUUCAGUAGUAUCAUCGAGUGUGAAAUGGACAUCAUCUCUCAUGAACAGUUCACAAAACUUCAGCUUCCAUGCACAGACCCCAACUGAGUCUGUAGAUUACUCCGACCAUGAGCUGCACUACUGCCACCAAGACAAAAAGAGUACAUUCCAAACAGAGUUAAACACAAACAUUUAUAAGUCGGUAACCAUACAGAUGUCUUCAAACUUGCUACAAGAUCCAGGCGAAUGCGCUAGUAGACAACAUUUCAGCACAAGCAAUAACCAAAAUGAAAUGCAUGCUUUGUUUUCUUGUGUGGCUGAUAGAAAAGAUGCUUGUAGUCAGACUGAGACAGGGUGGUUGAAUGGCUGCUAUACUAACAAUCAUCAAAGAAGCUGCUUUCUCACUGAGUCACUUUCAUUUGAUACGGGUCUAUGGGGCCACCGUCAUUCUUCACAUCCUGCACCUAAUAUUGCCUGCUGUCAUUGCUGCCACUGUCAUCACUGCUGCGUAUCAAGAUGUCCACCAAUGUCCAGACACAAUGUACCUAACAGACCUAGUUCUUCUUACGUCAAUAUAGAAAAGGAACUGUCAGACACACUAAGCUUGUUAAGGGAAUCACUUAUCAGUGUAUCUUUGAGUAGAGAUGAUGAUAUGGAUAACAUGAAAAAAGCAUGUCGGACGUAUCGAGAGAAGCUUUUAGCAAUUGAGCAACAUUUGCUGGAGCAACAAGCUGGCUGCUUUAAUAUCCUCACAAGUGAAGAAAGAGAAAAAAUUAGAAGACUGCAUGUGUUACGUCGAGAUGUCCUAAAAGAAGCAACAGAAUUGGAAUUUAAUUUGGAUGAAAGAGCACGCCAUGUCAAAGAAGCCAUUUCAGUGCAACUUGAACAGGUUUUGGAAGAACAGUCAAGACUCUAUUCUGAACUUGAUUUUUCUGAUUUGGAACUAGAAAGCAGUGCUGAAGGACACACCAAAAAUCUCUACAAAAGCCAAAGUGUUCCUUCUACUUCAGAUUUGAAUGUUCCUGAAGAAGAUCUUGAAAUCCAGGCUAUUUCAGAAGCAGGCAUACAGUCACAGAAAAUAGACUUCAGCACUAUUCUACAGAAUAUCAAGAAAACCUUCAGAAGUUUCAACAACUGAAAUGAAAAGAAAAGCCACAAACUGAAGAGGCCUUUAACGUCUUUAUUGCAGAUGUCAGUACAUGCAUCAGAAGUUUGCCCUUGUGAUAAAAUGUAUAUGCUGAUACCAGACGGUGUGGGAACUAUCCGUACAAACCAACUGCUGGGAAUAAGCAAGAAUCCAUUUAGAGUCUGUCAUUUUCAGUCAUUCUGCGCAGAUUCAUAUAUUUGCACUGAGAAAAAGGAACAAUAAAACGUCUUCAUUAAUUCUAAGUAGGAAGCAA